AUGACAGACACGAGUAUCAAGACAGGCAAUCGUCAUAAUAAUAAAGGCGAUGGAAUAAAAAACAGGAAGCCUGUGCCAGAUGUCAACAGCAACACUCGAUAUCCAUCUGAGCCAUUCCAACGCUCAGCUCAACUGAAUUCCAAAGAUGCAACCACGCCAGGAACUCAGAUUAGACAGCUUGUUGUGCUGUUGAUAGUGUUGUUAGGCACUCAUGCUGCUGGUUUAUUUUUGUUCAAGGAGGGAUACUUGCUAACUAGACUGGAGUUGGAGCAGACAAGUACAUGCCAAUCUCAUUCACCCUGGACUGCUAGAUCAUGCUGGCCUAAACCCAGAUACGAACGAGCAUUGUUGAUCCUCAUCGAUGCUUUACGGUUCGACUUUAUCGCUUACGAUGAAUCUCUCAAACCAUCAGAAACUCCACAUUAUAUCAACAAGAUGCCAACUAUUCAUCAUUUACUCAAGACACAACCUACACAUGCACUGCUGUUUCGUGGUUUGGCUGAUCCGCCCACCACGACAUUGCAACGACUCAUGGCACUCAUGACAGGUGCGUUACCCACUCUCGUGGAUGCUGGAAGUAAUUUUGCCAGCACUGCUAUCAAGGAGGACAACUUUAUUCGCCAUUUGCAAGCGUAUGCCGCUCAAGGAAUACUGAAUAAGACUGUGAUGACUAUGGGUGACGAUACUUGGGAGGGUUUGUUUCCAAACAUGCUGAACGAAACCUUUUCGUAUCCGUCAUUCGAUGUAUGGGAUCUACACACUGUAGAUCUGGCUGUUAAACGGCAUCUGUUUCCUAUUUUAGAUGCUACAAUGAAAGCUAAUUCCAAUUCCAAAUCCAAGGCUCAAGAUUGGAAAUCAGAUGAUCACGAUAAAUGGACAUCUUGGGGGCUUUUGAUUGCACAUUUUCUUGGUGUUGACCAUGCUGGGCAUCGGUAUGGUCCUGGUCAUCCAGCCAUGGGCGACAAGCUUGUAGAAAUGGAUCAAAUGCUCCAGCGUGUAAUCGAUAUUGUAGAUGAAAACACGCUUGUUAUUGUCAUGGGCGACCACGGAAUGGACAACAAGGGUGAUCACGGUGGUGACAGUGAUAACGAACUUGAUGCAGCUAUGUUUUUAUACAGCAAAGUCCCAUUAAUGGAUGCAGACGGUGGCGAUACAAGUUCUAGUGAUGACAAAACCGGACACCGAUGUAUUUCCCAAAUCGAUUUUGUCUCGACUGUUUCUAUGCUUAUGGGUGUUCCUAUUCCAUUUGGAAACCUUGGAACUGUUAUCCCAGAAGUAUUUUUCUGGAAACAUUUAUUGGCAGUCAUGCGUGCCAAUGCUCAACAGAUCCAUGCAUAUAUUGCAGCGUAUGGAGAAAGGCGCAAGGACGCACAGACUUCAUUUGCUGACACCUUGCAUAUGUUUACCAAAGCCGAAUCUCUAUUUUCAGAUCUUUCUACCUUUCAAGACAUGUCUAAAAAUCCGAAAGAAUAUCAGCAGAACUUGAUUGCAUGUUAUGUGGCAUAUACCAAGUAUACACGUUCUACCUUGAUUAUUGCACGAAAGAUCUGGUCCCGGUUUGAAUCGGUAUUGAUGAUUAUGGGCGUGGUUAUCAUUUUGAUGAGCAUUUUAACAACCUGCGCUCUUGUGGCUCAAUUGAUUGGAUGUAAUUUUAGCGGAGAUGUAUUUGUGGCCAUUAAGCUUGGAAAACUAUUUGGAAGUUUUAUUGUUUUUGGGCUGAUUGGUUUUGGUAGUUUUAUUCGAGCUGCAACGCAUCCAGAAGAAGAUCCAAUGACUUUAAUUAUUCAUCGUGGCCAUGAGAUUUUGUUUUUUGGAAUGAUUGGACUGAUUGUUUCGUUGGCUUGGCAAAUAUAUCAUCUGCCAGUAUCCCAAACAGUUGCUUUAGCAGACUCGAGCAAGAAACAAUUUUCCAAACUUGGUUUGCAUAGCAAUAGUGGUAUCUUGUCUAAUCAACUUGUACCUGGUAUAGUCGCAAUAGUAUUAUGUAUUAUGUAUGCUGGGUGUGCUGGAUCUGAUAGCUUUACCAUUUUUGAGGACCAUGUUUUGCUUCAUUUUCUGCAGUUUUACUCAAUCACAAGUACACUAUGGAUACUAGUAUCUCAAAAAAUUGACUGUUCCACCAGACGCCUGCUUGUUAUUCGAUCCUUUGUAGGAUUUGUGCUUAUAAGAGCUAUUCAUGGAUCUACCAUAUGUCGGCCAGACCAAGGUCCAUUCUGUGUCCCUACAUUCAAUGCAUCUUCUACAUCAUCCAUCACUGCUUAUCAUACACCAAUCAUACUUUUUGGUGUAGUUAUUGCAGUAAUCUGGGUAUUUCAAUACAUACUUGAGCGAGAACGCGCCGCUGUCAAUGGUUCAUCUACUGGUCUUGCAGCGGAUAGUAUAUACUCAUUGUCCUAUAUUUACUGGCUUUUUGAUACAAUUGAAGCACACAAUUCAUUCAUACAUCCUGCAAUGCAAUCGGUUAAAUAUUAUAUAGCCGGUGCUUUUUGGUGUACAAUUCCUCUAUCGCUAUGGUACAUUUGUAUUUGGCCAUGGAUUACAUCUAGAUCUUUUCAUGCUCCUACUUUGUCAAAAGGUGAUUUUACAAACACUGCAUCAGAAAAUGCUGUCAAUCGCGAUCAACCAACACAGCAGUCACUCACCAAUGCAUCAGGACAAUUAUAUCUGUGCUUUGCUGCCUUUGUAUACGUCCACCUUGGAUUCUUUCAAAAACCAAUGGGUGGAGUAGUUUUUGGACUUGGGUUUGUACAAAUUCUAUGUUUGGCAGACACUACUGCAGUUUGGCGCUAUGCUGAACAAGUUCAGCUCAAGCGUGCGCCGGUAAAACCUAAACUCGACGCGGAUCUGUUUUUUUCUACCGGUCAUCAAAACGCUCUACCAACGAUACAAUACGAAGUAGGAUUUGUUGGUCUUUCAAAAGUGAAUUGGAUUUUAUCUCCUUUUUUCAUUGGGCUAAACACGUUUGGUGGGUCUAUUUUGUCUGCAGCCUCUGUUCCAUUAUUUGUUUUGUUAGGACAGCAUACCAAGGAUGCGUCACUUGAAAAACGACAGUUUACUUUGAAGCGAAUAGCAUUUCAGCUUGUAUUUGUAACCGUGGUUUAUUUUGGAGUCAUGUCAGCUCUCGAGUUGGCAAGUGCAACGGCAUUUGCUGGAUGGUUCCAGAAGCAUUCUCAGGCGUGGCGAGUGUGGGGACCCAAAUUUAUAUUUUUUUCUAUGAGCCAUGUUGGUGCAUGUGUGAUGGGUAUUUUAGGAUUGAUUUAUAUUUCAUAUAUAGGACUAAUAAAUUAG
Molecule: messenger RNA, 3288 nt
Organism: Batrachochytrium dendrobatidis JAM81
Lineage: Eukaryota; Fungi; Chytridiomycota; Chytridiomycetes; Rhizophydiales
Exons: 6
Coding region: 1-3288 (1095 amino acids)
Biological process (GO): GPI anchor biosynthetic process
Cellular component (GO): endoplasmic reticulum membrane
Molecular function (GO): mannose-ethanolamine phosphotransferase activity
Source: RefSeq, a predicted model, not a curated record